Kockovaella imperatae is the source of this 3042-nucleotide messenger RNA. RefSeq names its product pectate lyase superfamily protein-domain-containing protein. The transcript has a single exon. The coding region runs from base 372 to 2990 and encodes 872 amino acids. NCBI's taxonomy places the organism in Eukaryota, Fungi, Basidiomycota, Tremellomycetes, Tremellales, Cuniculitremaceae. The record is from RefSeq and is a predicted model, not a curated record. Gene Ontology annotation, molecular function: polygalacturonase activity.
GCAUAUCACUACUCUUGCGGUUCACUUUGCGGACAGCGAAGGUCUAGCGUGUUUUUACAAGGACGCGGCUGAUUUUUUGGCAAACCUCCCUCCACCUUUGUUGUUGUCGUGUCUCUAGUUCAUCCGCUAGUCGUCAAGAGAUGUAGAGUAAACAAUGGGACGCUGGACGAGUUAUGUGAAAGCGGGGUCAUGUAUCUAUCUUGGGACACUGCUGUGGGUGAGCUUUGGGUGUGGGACCAUCAAGCAGUGAAGAAGCCUUCGUGCGUCAGAAAGACUUAUAAAAGACCUGGACCAUUUAGGUACUGCUUUGUUUACCUGUACGAAGUUUGGUCACUCUGACCACUGGCCUGUUGGAAACGCUGAGAGACACGAUGAAUCGUCUCAUAGGUCACUCUGGAGCCUUGCUACUCACCCAACUCAUCGCCUUAGCAGCCGCUUUUGACCUCUCUGGACUCGCUGGGUCCAUCGAAUCCGAAACGUUCAAUUUGACCCAUGACAUCUCUCAGCUCGUCCCUUCUGGAGAAGCUUCUGUCCUUUAUCCACCCUACAACUAUGUGCCAUCAGUAGAUGGCAAAUAUCUCCCAUCACCUCAUGGAUCAGCCUUUCAAACGCCGUGGUCUUUCCCACCUGGGUUCCCAUUCUCCCUUAUCCCCGGCGGGAACCUCUUACCUACUUUACCUGGUCUGUUCCCCGCGAAUCCCUCCGGAUUCUGGUACGAGAACAUUCAGCACAAUGGCGAGAGCCCCUUCAUACCUGAUGGAAGCAAUUGGACAGUCUAUCGGAACGUGAAGGAUUUCGGAGCCCAAGGUGAUGGUCAAACGGACGAUACGGCCGCCAUCAUCUCCGCUAUCAAUUUUCAAGAUCGUGGUCCUGGAGGGAAUGGAAAAGGCACCACGGGCGCUCCUGCCGUGAUCUACUUUCCUACUGGCUCAUACCUCAUUUCAAACUCUCUACCAAUGUACGUCGAUACCAUCUUCAUGGGAAACCCUAUCGAUCGACCUGGAAUUGUCGCUGCGUCAAACUUUACAAACACCACCAUGAUCACUGGAUUUGAUCCGGCUUUCGAUGCCCCAACCAACUUUUACAUGUCUGUCAAGAACCUCAUUUUGGAUUCGACUCAAUUCGAUGGUUCGACCGAGCUUCUCCUGCUCGAUUGGGGGGUCAGUCAAGCCACUCAAUUGACAAAUGUUCUUUUCCGUAUGCCUCAGGGAUCAGAGCAUACGGGCGUUUCGACGGUUCAAGGAGGCUCAGGGACGUUUAUGGGCAAUUUGGAGUUCAACGGUGGACUUGUCGGAAUCAAUAUGAACAAUCAGCAAUACAACGUCAAGGAUGUCAAGUUUGUAGGGUGUCAAACUGCCAUCCUCAUCUCCCAUGGGUUUGACCUUGUCUUCCAAGGCAUGAACUUUGAGAGCUGUCAGUUGGGUAUCAACGCCACAACGGGAGGGAUGGGAAACGUCGGAUCCGUCGCCUUGAUUGACUCGACGGCAACGGAUGUACCCACUGUCUUGGUGACCAAAUCUCAAGUUGACCCGUCCACCAAAACGACGACUGGGGACGACAGUAUCGUCAUUGACAAUCUUGUCGUGAAUAACGUGGAUGUCACGGUCAUGGCAGGGUCCGACACCAUCCUCACCGGCAGUGUGCCGAAUGUCUGGGUCUAUGGAAACGCGUAUGUGGCAAAUGGGCCAGUGGGAGGUCAACACGAUAAUGGAGUCACCUACGUUCCCAAUGCAAACCCUAGUUUGAGACCCAACGGUCAAUACUUUACCAUGGCGCCGCCCACGUAUCAAGAAUACGCACUGAAUCAAGUGAUCAACAUCAAAUCUGUCAGCGGGUAUCCAGUCUAUGGAGACGGUCAAUCAGACGACACCGUCAACAUCAACGCUAUCCUUAAGCGAAAUGCAGGAUGUGCUGUGACGUUCUUCCCUGCGGGGACCUACAUCGUCACGUCAACCAUUCACAUCCCACCGGGCUCGCGGAUCGUCGGCGAAGCUUGGUCUGCCAUCUCAGCUUGGGGGUCAUUCUUCAACGAUGAGACCGACCCUCAACCCAUGGUUCAAGUCGGGGAACCGGGUGACGUUGGCGUCGCCCAGAUCAGCGAAGUGCUCUUCACAGUGGCGGACAUCUUGCCAGGUUGUAUCCUGCUGGAGGUCAAUAUGGCCGGACAUCAACCUGGCGAUGUAGGCACCUGGAACACGCAUUUCCGAGUCGGUGGAGCGGCUGGAUCGAUAGUCGAGACGGGCUGCGGGAACGAGAAUGCGCCGUGUCAAGCUGCUUUCAUGUUGAUGCACCUACGACCUACCGCUUCUAUCUACAUUGAAGACAUGUGGGGAUGGACAGCAGAUCACGAUCUGGAUGGGACCAAUAAUCAAGUCAUCUCGACAGGUCGAGGCGCUCUGAUCGAAUCACAGAACCCCACUUGGCUCGUGGGGACCGCGUUCGAACACAACACACUGUACCAAUACAACCUUGUCAAUGCUCAAAACCUCUAUACGGGGAUGCAACAGUGUGAGACUCCCUACUGGCAAGGUGUAGGUAGUCCGGAACUCGCACCUGCUCCUUGGACUCCUAAUGCCACGUACAAUGACCCGACAUUCAGCGUCUGCGGUGCAAAUGAUGCCAACUGUCGAAUGGCAUGGUAUCAGCGAGUCACUGGAGGAUCCAACAUCAAUCUGUAUGGAUCUGGCUUUUGGACAUUCUUCAACCAUAAUGGUGCUUGCCAAGGGAUCGAAGGGACAUGUCAAGAUAACGCCGUGGAGAUUAUUGGAAGUCCUCAGGGUUUAGAUUGGUGGAAUCUCAAUACGAGAGGAGUCUUGAAUGUCGUCAUUGACGAUGGAGAGGUGUUGGCGACUCAAAACAAUAAUCCAGGUUCUUGGGGUGCCGUCGUAGCGGCUAUAUUGACUCAUGCCACUGGUCUAGCCGCCAGGCGGAGGAGGAGAUGGGUGCCACCUCAUGGUUACAGAGGGAGAGUAAAUAGAGCACGGUUCUGAAAGUUUGUUCAACAGUAAUAACGACCAAUGUAUCCAUUAGGCUGGCGCUGGC